Messenger RNA from Lymnaea stagnalis (great pond snail), 7568 nucleotides. NCBI's taxonomy places the organism in Eukaryota, Metazoa, Mollusca, Gastropoda, Lymnaeidae. The record is from the annotation of a GenBank genome assembly.
GCCGUUGUUCGUCAGCCGUGAUGCGUCUCAACUGACAGUUUUUUUCAGAGAGACGCUGUCUGUACAAAGUAAAGAAAUACAACCGAAAAACACACACACACACAAACUUACAGAGUAUUGCAGCGUCCACAACGGUGAACUUUUUUUCAAGGUAAUUUGUUUUUGUUUUCGCUGACUUAAUUUUUAACUAAUAAAUGUUGAAGUAUAUAACGUGCCUCAUACUUUUGGUUUGAAGCAAUAAUCACACGCGUGACUGAAUUCUUUAGAUGAAGCGUUUAUUUAUCUCUCGAAUGAUAUCAUUUUAAGAAUAAAACUUCUAUUGCUGCCCACAAAUACUACUUACCAGCUUAGUGCUAUUUCUUAUUUUUAUUUGUAUACCUUUUUUUUCUGUUGUUUUGUUCGCUGACGAAGGCUUUCUGCCGACACGUUCGCUGUUUUGUUGCGUUUAUUUUUUCAGGUUUAACCCUACUCUGUUUUACUAAUUUUAUUAAGAAUAAAAUAGCCACCAGGUGUUUUUUUUUUUUUUUUUUUUUUAACUCAGGGAUUCUUAAACAUUUGGGAAAACCUAAGCCAUCUUCUGAAAGCUGUUUUGUUGCGUUUAUUUUUUCAGGUUUAACCCUACUCUGUUUUACUAAUUUUAUUAAGAAUAAAAUAGCCACCAGGUGUUUUUUUUUUUUUUUUUUUUAACUCAGGGAUUCUUAAACAUUUGGGAAAACCUAAGCCAUCUGCUGAAAGUUAAAACUUCUACCAUAUGCAUAUUUCUUAAUUGAAACCGGAUAUUUGAAUAAUAUUUAUUUCUUUUUUAUACAUCUCUGGGAACCUAACAACGGGUGACUUGGAGCAAGGUUUGCUCUACAAGCAGGCAUGAGGAGGAGAGGGUGCAGGCUGUACAUUGUCCCUGGCCACAUGGAGCUCAAAGGGGGACCAUGGAGGGGAUUUUUUUUUUUAAUUUACAAAACCAAUUUUUAAAAAAGAAAAACAACAUUGGAUAUACACUUCAUUACUCUAUACUUUGUGUUUAUAGAAAAAAACCGCCUUGCUUGAUCUAUAAGCAGUCUUGUUUGAUAUAAGCAGUCCUGUUAUAAAGCGUUAUACUAGGCUAAAACAUUUCCCAAAGAUAUAGACAGCCAGGUUUUUCCAGAAAGUAUCCUAACAUCUAGACGUUUAAAUGGUGAAAAAUGUGACAGAAAUUGGGUUUUCUUAAAUGAAGUUAAGCAAGCAUUAUUUUUUUUUACUUCCUUGUCGAUUAUUGUGGAACAAGAUCAGUUGCAGCAUUAGCUCAACGGUUAAGUCUAUGCUUGCAUCAGCAGAAGAUUGGCCAGAAGCUAAAAAAAAGUGGCGAAAAUUAUGCAUUUGCAUCACAGAACAUGAUAGGACCAAUAGUUUUAGCCAGUGUCAUCUGGCCUGGCAAGAUCUAGGCAUACGCUUGUCAUCUGAAAAAGGCAUUGGAAUUUUAUUGGAGGCAUCAUUUGAAACAGAAUCUGUCAAGUGAUACGACAUGAUGAAACAGAAAUCUGUCAAGUGGUACAACAAUAUGAAACAGAAUCUGUCAAGUGGUACAAAAAUAUGAAACAGAAUCUGUCAAGUGGUACAACAUUAUGAAACAGAAUCUGUCAAGUGGUACAACAUUAUGAAACAGAAUCUGUCAAGUGGUACAAAAAUAUGAAACAGAAUCUGUCAAGUGGUACAACAUUAUGAAACAGAAUCUGUCAAGUGGUACAACAUUAUGAAACAGAAUCUGUCAAGUGGUACAACAUUAUGAAACAGAAUCUGUCAAGUGGUACGACAUUAUAAAACAGAAUCUGUCAAGUGGUACGACAUUAUGAAACAGAAUCUGUCAAGUGGUAUAACAUUAUGAAACAGAAUCUGUCAAGUGGUACGACAUUAUAAAACAGAAUCUGUCAAGAGGUACAACAUUAUGAAACAGAAUCUGUCAAGUGGUACAACAUUAUGAAGCAGAAUCUGUCAAGUGGUUCAACAUUAUGAAACAGAAUCUGUCAAGUGGUACAACAUUAUGAAACAGAAUCUGUCAAGUGGUACGACAUUAUGAAACAGAAUCUGUCAAGUGGUACAACAUUAUGAAACGAUAAAUUGAUGAUGACUUUUGGUUGGUGAACGGGGGUGGGGGGUGGGGGUGGGGGUGUGGGGCUUGCUUUGCGUUGCAAUUCUCAGCAUAUGUAUGUGUAAGACUAUGAUAAUAUUCUAUCUAUGUAUGAAACAUCAAGCUAAUGUUGUUGGGUUUUUUUUUCAGGGCAUGUCGCAAAAGAAGAUCGCCGAGGAAUUAAGUAAAGAAAUUAGAGAGUAUGACAACAGUCGUGAUCUUCCGGUCUCCGUCGGUAUCUCCAUCGGCGCCGUCGCCUUGAGCACCAGUGUAAUCAGUAAGCUGCUCUUUUGUAUUUCUGGCAUGUCUUUACUUUAAUCACAAACGUGGUUUUAUUUCUUAUUCGAUGUGAAAUCCGAGGCUUGGGGGAAAAAAAAAAUCACAUUUAAUUUUUCUCGCCCUUAAUUAAAGGAACUUUGCAGAAGUUCAACGACUUGAAUAGGCAGACUCAAUAAAACAAUAUUUCUUGUAUUUUUUUUAAAAUGACAGGCCCUUAAAAAAUUAAUAAAUGAAACAAUAGAUGCUAGAUAUUGGCUAUCACUGUCAUCUUCCAGACAAGCGUAUGUACCCUAAUGAGAAUGUAGGAGAAACUAAAAACUACAUCUGAUUCAGUGGCGUAGAAAAAAAAAGGAGGGGGAGGGGGGCUGGAGGCGGCGCGCCAUCCCGGGCGGCAAUUUGUUUCUUUAUAGGGAGGGGCGGCUUUUUGGACUCAACGCAGAGUUUAUUUCUUAGAAGUAGAAGGGGCGGCAUAAAAUCUUGAACCGUCCAAGGCGGCACAAAAUCUUGAACCGUCCAAGGCGGCACCGGCCCUAGCUACGCCCCUGAUCUGAUUGAACGUGUAGAGUUGGACAACGUUUUCUUUAUCUUUACGCCGGAUCAAAGUACGGGUCUAGUCGAACCCCCCCCCCUCUUCCCCCAGGAGGAGGGUCGUCAACCGUCACUCAUGGUAUGUGCUGGAUGAACGACACCCGUGGCAAGUGAAACGUGUAGAGUUGGAACACUUUUUCUUUAUCUUUCCGCCGGAACAAAGUACGGGUCUAGUCGAACCCCCCCCCCCUCUUCCCCCAGGAGGAGGGUCGUCAAACGUCACUCAUGGUAUGUGCUGGAUGAACGACACCCGUGUCAAGUGACACUGUGGCUAUAAAUAGAAGCGAAUCGGGAACAGUCGUAUGGCCUUCAUAAUUGUGACGAAAAUAGGCGCACACUUAGAUUUUGACACGGCGGUGUGAACUUCAAAGUGGAGUUUUCCCCUUCUUGGAUUAAGCUAAUGUCAGCUCUUAAAGGAUGAUGUCGGAGGUAAUAUUUUAAUUUACUUGAUGUCGGAGGUAAUAUUAUAAUUUACUUGAUGUCGGAGGUAAUAUUAUAAUUUACUUGAUGUCGGAGGUAAUAUUAUAAUUUACUUGAUGUCGGAGGUAAUAUUACAAUUUACUUGAUGUCGGAGGUAAUAUUAUAAUUUACUUGAUGUCGGAGGUAAUAUUAUAAUUUACUUGAUGUCGGAGGUAAUGUUAUAAUUUACUUGAUGUCGGAGGUAAUAUUAUAAUUUACUUGAUGUCGGAGGUAAUAUUAUAAUUUACUUGAUGUCGGAGGUAAUAUUAUAAUUUACUUGAUGUCGGGGGUAAUAUAAUUUACUUGAUGUCAGGGGUAAUAUAAUUUACUUGAUGUUGGAGGUAAUAUUAUCAGAGCUUUUCUUAGGCAGAGGCAAACUUUGCGACCGUUUAGGGCCCCACUGUAAAGGGGGCCCCGCCGGUCGCUCUUUUUUUUAGCCAACACCUUGCAAUCCAUAUAUUUCAGAAGUACACAUUUUCUCUAGUGGCGGAAUUAUCACUAUGGUUAGUGGUUACAUGCGAGCAAAGAGGAAACAGUGACGAAGGCAGAACGGAGGUGCCGCAGUCGAGGGGGUGGUGUUUUCUCCUCAGCCCCGGGGGAGCUCCGCCCCCAGACCCCUCUACCAGGGCCCCCACCUAUGCUCCAUGGCCCCUCAAUAUCCUAAGAACGGAUCUGUGUAACUGUUAUAUCGUUGCUAUGUGUCGUUUACUUUCUUGUUAUACUAAUUUCACACUAACCAUUGGCGUGUGUUUGUUACAGGUGUCCUGGCUUGUUAUGCUGUGUAUGCCUUGGAGACCUACAGGAAAGAUGUGUCAGCUUUUUGGAUGGCUUGUGUACCGGUAGGUUUAAGAGAUAUGUGAUAUGACUUGGCCUCGGUUGGCACACAUGAUGUGCUGAAUUGGCUCAAUGUAUAACGAAUUUGAUUCAUUUAUGUUCGUUUUUUUUGAAGUAUCAUAUUAUGCAUUCAAAAUAAGUUAGCCAGUUACUGUCUAGACCGGUGACUGGUGUUUGAAAGACAACACUGUAAAACAAAAUAGUUGGUUAAAAAACAAAAAAGAAACUUCAACGCCAAAUCUAAUCUCUCAUUGGUCACAUGAUUUCAGCCCUUUUCAAAAUAAAAAUAAAGUAACGAUAAUUCAUAAAAAGAAAGCUAAUUAAUGAUCACCAUAAAUAUUUUUGGCUAUUAUCCUUUACACCUCUGUCCCAUUGUCCCCACUCACCCCAUACAUUGGCUGAUAUACUUGAUUCUUCUGACCCCCUUCUACCCCUAUAUGAUAUCACUACCCAUUCGGCUGUACCUUAUCACAGACGCUUAGAGAAGUUUAAAUGACAUUUUGAAAUUUGACCACAUCAACUGCCUCUUUUUUUUUCUAUUUGUACAUUGGCCAAAUGCGCUUUAACAACAAUUUAUUAUUUGUUCAUACAAAUUUUAAUAUGAUAUAUAUCUUUUUUUUUUUAAAAAAAAACAAUUUAAAUGUUUUCUUUCAGUUCGUAUUCCCGGUCAUCACUGGCAUCGCCACCACGUACAGACGACAGAUGUCGACCGUAAGUCUAAUUGUUACAGAGAUGAAUGUUUCAUUUGCCCAAGACAACAUUCUUCAUUUAAUCACGUUAUACACCUUAACGGUACAUUAUUUCUCCUGAGAAUUUCAACCAUGUUAUUUCAAUGUAGCCGAUGAGUUUCUUCACCACUCACCACGGUCAUAACAUUUAGACGCUGAUAAAAAUCGCAAAGUGAGUUGUCUCUCUCACAUCUUUAACGACUCCAUAGUCACACACAAUGCAAUCACGAUAUUAAAUUCAAGUCUCUUACUUAUUCAGCAAUUCAAGGUGCUGUUGGUGAAAUUCUGUUCAGCUUCUCUUACCGAAGUUAGUUACCGUAUACGUGGCACUUAUCACAGCUUGUCCCUCAACGUGGUGGAGGUGUUUAACUCAAAAUGGUUCUUUGCGUGGCAUUUUUAAAUUUCGAAGGGCUGUAACAGGACCAGGGGCAGUAAUCCACCAGACCUUGAUAGGAUGUCUCAGGGUUGCCUCCUGCAUUUCAUUGUAACGUAUAAGCGAUCCUGUACGAAUAUCAUUUAGAGAUAUAUGUCAAUUCGAAAUAUGUUUGUUUUUCUUUUUAAAUAAAAAAAAAUUGGAUCUGCUUGGUUUGUAAACUAACCCACGACGUCUCGGUCAAAUUUCCCUCCAGGUGGGGAUGCACAUCUGCCUCGUUCUGGCCACCCUACUGACAGGUGCCGCUGGCUAUGGAUACACAAUAGACACGGUCUACAUCAAGAGAGACAACUGCACGUGAGUACUUUCAAACUGUUUCUAGGAAAUUUGAGAUCGCUCCAAGUGGACAUUUGAAAUAUGAAAAGAUCUAAAAGUAAAUGAGUUUGAUACAGGUUUAAAUUUAAAAAACACUAUUUUUUUCCUUUUAUUAUGAGUUUACAAUACUGUGAAAUGACGGCAUAACAAUUUUCAAUACACUGAUUUACAUAAAAAAAAAAUUUCCAACAGAAUGGUGAGUGAAAGCAUCGGAGACUGCGACAAGGACUCCUUGGUGUAUAUUUACGUCAUAUCCGGGGGCGUGGCCAUCGGCCUCAGCGUGAUCAGCUUGGGAAUAUCUGCAUUGGCCACCUACAGUUCAAUGGUAACUUUUUUUUUUUACAUUUCCCGUGACCAAUCACAUAUCUUUAAAAAAAAUUAAAUUAUGUUUGCUUUCUAUGUGAUGUUUUGAUGGUUCCAUGGCGAAGAUGGUCUACAUCAAGAUGCGCCAACGGAUUUCUUCUAUGUGGACAUUAAAACUGGCUCGAAAGAAAAGACCAAUUUGCACAAUAUUUUCUAGCUGGCUUAAAGACGGCUAUGUAAAAUGGGGAAUCUGAGAGAUUGCAAAGAUUUUAAUUGCGGGUUCGAUUGAUGUCUUUUCAGAGAAGCAGAGCAGAACGGCGACUCAACCAUCAACAAAGUCUAGAGCUUACCAUGCUGUCCAAAGAGGCAUCGAACCGGACGCAGAAACCUAUUUAUAUACCGUUGUCUACGUCACCCAGCCCAUCACAUCAUAUGAUGAACGAAUCAUCAGCCAAUCACAGGCCAACAACGCCCUCGUCUUCAGCUUAUCACAACGGAGCACCUCUUCAGUUCUCAGCCAAUGACAAUCUUGCGAGUAAUUUUCAACCAUUAAUUAAUGCUAGUCCUUUCAACAGCCAGUCGCUGACUGAUCACAACGCCGUGUCGAAUCAUCAAACAGAUCCUCACGUUGUUGGACGGAGGGCCCACCACUUAACAGCAUCAUCAAAAUCUGACGAGACAGUUAAAGUUCCGAUGCAUCUCGCCAGUCUUUCUGAUUUAUAAAUCAAAUCUUAAGACAACACACGACGAAGUUCCAAAGACUUCAUCGCGCCAAAUCCCUCCAAAGCAAAAUCCAACGGAAACAUCACAAACAAGAUCAGCGUGGCUCUAAAUAAAUUAUUUGUAUGAGUGUCAUCAUGUUUAAUUAGCUCUCUCUUUUUUUUUGGGACUUUUUUGCUGCAGAUCGUAGUAGUUUCUGGAAGUUUUAAGGUGAUGCAUUUUUAAUGUUACUGUCGACGAUUUUGUAUGUUUUUUUAAAAGAAUAAACUUACGAAUGUUUCAUAAUAAAUCUUGUUGAAAUUGAAUCUAAAUUACUGUUUAUUCAUGAAUGUUCGAGUGAUGUCCCAGCAAAAUGAAAUGUACAAAUGCCUAAAUAAUAUUCUACAUGAAUACUAUUGACAUUUCGCAAUAUUAAAGUAGAAUAUUAUCUUAACAGGCACACUGGCCUGAUCACGCAGAGCCAUCGUUGCAAAAAAAGUGUGGGGGGGGGGGGCGCUCACAUAUUUAAGGGGCCGAAAGAUGUGAAAAAUUUAAAGAAAGUAUUUUAAAUUGCAUUGCACAGGUAAAUAAAAACCACCGAUGGGUAAAAAAAAAAGGUACGCGUGGUCCCUGGACUGGUGGCAGCAAUGCAGCCAAUCAAUUUUGGUCCCAGCUUUUAAUUCUGAGAUUAGGGUCACAUUGGGGAAGCGGGAAAUGGAGGCAGUCCCUGAUAUUUUUAAUUUACUUUGAAUGUAGGAAUUAUAUAUUUAUAUAUAAUACAGCUGUAAAUGUUAGUCUUACCGUGCGAGAGAGAGAGAAAUAUGUUUUG